AUGGCAGCAUCUGGCACUGCCUCUACCUCCAUAUUGGACGGUGUCUUUGGUAUCAACAAGCCAAUAGGCAUGAGCUCCGCGCAAGUAAUACGGGAUUGCCAACACCACUUCAACCCUUCUGCAACUUUCAAGCCGAUGGUAGACCGGGAGAUGGCGAAUAGAUCAUCUGAAUCUAAUAACAAGAGGAAGCGGCGCGGGUUUGGCAAAAAUGAUAUAAGAGUCAAGAUGGGUCAUGGCGGCACUCUGGACCCGCUAGCCACCGGCGUCCUUAUUCUCGGUGUCGGUAAAGGCACAAAGUCUCUGCAAUCGUUUCUCGACUGCACAAAGACAUACGAGACGGUAGUUUUGUUCGGCGCAAGCACCGACACUUACGACAGGGUCGGCAAAAUAUUGAAGAAGACAACCUACGAUCAUAUUACCCGUCCUCUAGUCGAGGAAGCCCUCAAGUCCUUCCGCGGUAAAUAUCAACAGAUGCCCCCUUUGUACUCUGCCCUUAAGAUGGAAGGAAAGCCUCUAUACGAAUAUGCGCGCGAAGGCAAACCCAUACCACGAGAAAUCGCGACGAGAGAAGUAAACGUCUCGGAUUUGGAGCUAGUGGAAUGGUAUGAACCUGGUACACACUCGCAUCGGUGGCCGUCGGAAGAAGCCACGAGUUUUGAGCGAGGCUUCGCUGAACAGGUUUGGAAGGUUGAGAAGGACCAGAUGGAAUCGAAAAAGCUUACUCCUGAAGAGGAGGAAGCUGAUGCGAAGGCCCGCAAUGAACACGAAAAUUUUAAGAGAAAGGCUGACGAGAGCGUUGAUGCCCUCGUAUUUGACAGACUGAACAAACGCAAAAAGGGGGAUCGCCAAAAGGAUAAUCCCAUGAUGUCCGGCGCCCUGGGUGAGUUGCCACCUGCGGCUCCCAAACCUGGCAAAGGAUCAAAUCUUAUUCCCGAGACUCCCGAAUCAAGUACACCUCCUUGGGAUGGCAAAGGACCGCCAGCUGCGCGGAUUCGAAUGACCGUUACUUCGGGUUUUUACGUACGAAGCUUUUGCCAUGAUUUGGGGGUUAAAGUUUCCUCCUCUGCUAUGAUGGCCGAACUUUGUAGAAGUCGCCAAGGAGACUUUAUUCUCGGGAGCUCUAAUUGCCUGGAGUUCGCAGAUUUAGCUAAAGGUGAGGAGGUCUGGGGUUCGCAGGUGAAGGAAAUGCUUGAGCAAUGGAACCGCAAGGGGCAAACAACUGCGACCCAGGCACCUUUACGAGCUAAAGAAAACAAAUCACCACUGAGAAAUCGGGAACCAAACGACUCGCCACGCCGUAGGUCAAGGUCCCCUUCCGCGCGAAUGGGUAGCAAGAGCCCUGCUCGGUAG
This is a messenger RNA of Xylaria bambusicola, 1350 nucleotides long. Its product is annotated as pseudouridine synthase. The record is from RefSeq and is a predicted model, not a curated record. Gene Ontology annotation, cellular component: mitochondrion. Bases 1 to 1350 code for a protein of 449 amino acids. Gene Ontology annotation, biological process: mRNA pseudouridine synthesis; tRNA modification. NCBI's taxonomy places the organism in Eukaryota, Fungi, Ascomycota, Sordariomycetes, Xylariales, Xylariaceae. Gene Ontology annotation, molecular function: RNA binding; pseudouridine synthase activity. The transcript has 2 exons.